GUGCGUGUGUGAGUGCGCGCCAGCCAGCGGGAGUGUGUGUGCGCCCCGGGCGCGGGCUGGGCGGCACUCGCACCGCGGCGGGAGCGCCGGGAGCCGGGCGGCCGCGUCGUCACUCGGGCGGGAGAGGCGGCGGCGGCGGCCGGGCCGGGGCUGGGGCAGCGGCGGCCGCGCCGGGCAUGGAGCUGGCAAGCCCGCGCUGAGGCAGGGCGCUCCUGCUAGCAGCCAGCGAGAGGCUCUCCGCCGUCCGGCGCGCAGGCUCCCCGGCCGGGGCCGGGCAAACUUUUCUUUCUCUUUUGCCCUCUCCUGAGGCGCCUUCUGCGGCGGGCGGACCGACUCCUCGGCGCGGCGGGGCCGGGGCAGGCUGGACGCAGCAUGAUGCGCGCAGUGUGGGAGGCGCUGGCGGCGCUGGCGGCGGUGGCGUGCCUGGUGGGCGCGGUGCGCGGCGGGCCCGGGCUCAGCAUGUUCGCCGGCCAGGCGGCGCAGCCCGACCCCUGCUCGGACGAGAACGGCCACCCGCGCCGCUGCAUCCCGGACUUUGUCAACGCGGCCUUCGGCAAGGACGUGCGCGUGUCCAGCACCUGCGGCCGGCCCGCCGGGCGCUACUGCGUGGUGAGCGAGCGCGGCGAGGAGCGGCUGCGCUCCUGCCACCUCUGCAACGCGUCGGACCCCAAGAAGGCGCACCCGCCCGCCUUCCUCACGGAUCUGAACAACCCGCACAACCUGACGUGCUGGCAGUCCGAGAACUACCUGCAGUUCCCGCACAACGUCACGCUCACGCUGUCGCUCGGCAAGAAGUUCGAGGUGACCUAUGUGAGCCUGCAGUUCUGCUCGCCACGGCCCGAGUCCAUGGCCAUCUACAAGUCCAUGGACUACGGGCGCACGUGGGUGCCCUUCCAGUUCUACUCCACUCAGUGCCGCAAGAUGUACAACCGGCCGCACCGUGCGCCCAUCACCAAGCAGAACGAGCAGGAGGCCGUGUGCACCGACUCGCACACCGACAUGCGCCCGCUCUCGGGCGGCCUCAUCGCCUUCAGCACGCUGGACGGGCGGCCCUCGGCGCACGACUUCGACAACUCGCCCGUGCUGCAAGACUGGGUAACGGCCACCGACAUCCGCGUGGCCUUCAGCCGCCUGCACACGUUCGGCGACGAGAACGAGGACGACUCAGAGCUGGCGCGCGACUCGUACUUCUACGCCGUGUCCGACCUGCAGGUGGGCGGCCGCUGCAAGUGCAAUGGCCACGCGGCCCGCUGCGUGCGCGACCGCGACGACAGCUUGGUGUGCGACUGCAGGCACAACACGGCCGGCCCGGAGUGCGACCGUUGCAAGCCCUUUCACUACGACCGGCCCUGGCAGCGCGCCACAGCCCGUGAGGCCAACGAGUGCGUGGCCUGUAACUGCAACCUUCACGCCCGGCGCUGCCGCUUCAACAUGGAGCUUUACAAGCUGUCGGGGCGCAAGAGCGGAGGCGUCUGCCUCAACUGUCGCCACAACACGGCCGGCCGCCACUGCCACUACUGCAAGGAGGGCUACUACCGCGACCUGGGCAAGCCCAUCACCCACCGCAAGGCCUGCAAAGCCUGCGAUUGCCACCCUGUGGGAGCCGCUGGCAAAACCUGCAACCAGACCACGGGCCAGUGCCCCUGCAAGGAUGGUGUGACCGGCAUCACCUGCAACCGCUGUGCCAAGGGCUACCAACAGAGCCGCUCCCCCAUCGCCCCCUGCAUAAAGAUCCCCGUGGCACCGCCGACCACUGCAGCCAGCAGCGUGGAGGAACCCGAAGACUGUGAUUCGUACUGCAAGGCCUCCAAAGGGAAGCUGAAGAUUAACAUGAAAAAAUACUGCAAGAAGGACUACGCCGUCCAGAUCCACAUCCUGAAGGCGGACAAGGCAGGGGACUGGUGGAAGUUUACGGUGAACAUCAUCUCCGUGUACAAGCAGGGCACCAGCCGCAUCCGCCGCGGUGACCAGAAUCUGUGGAUCCGCUCGCGGGACAUCGCCUGCAAGUGCCCCAAAAUCAAGCCCCUCAAGAAGUACCUACUGCUGGGCAACGCGGAGGACUCGCCCGACCAGAGCGGCAUCGUGGCGGACAAGAGCAGCCUGGUGAUCCAGUGGCGGGACACGUGGGCGCGGCGGCUGCGCAAGUUCCAGCAGCGCGAGAAGAAGGGCAAGUGCAAGAAGGCCUAGCGCGGCGGGUGCGGGGGGGGCAGCGGCGCGCCGGGCGGGCUGGGCGCCGGGGCCGGCGAGCGGGAGCGGGCGCCCCGCCACCGCGGCGGCGUGGACUUGGCCCGUGAGGGCUUUUCCAGCUGGGGGGAGGGUGGGGGCGGGGCCGGCGCGGGGCGCUCGGCGGCCCCGCCCCCAGCCCCGCCCCACUCCUCGCGCGCCCGGGCCCCGGCGGAUUGAGGACGAGAUUUAGCUACCUCACGGGUUCCCUCCAGAGCAGAGAGGCGCUCCCCCCGGGGCCGGGAGGGGGGCCGGGGCAGGCGGGCGCAGGUGGGCCACAGCGAUGGGUAGAGAAGAGCACACGAGGAGAACUGUGAACCCCCCAGGCCCACCGCCUGGCCACCCCCCCCAUCCCCCUCCCCCAACACAGAAAAACCCACAGGAGCCCUGCUUGUGACAACUGGGGCCCCCUGUGCAGGGGCCCUGGGGGCAUGCGGGGGGGGGGGCGGCAGGAGCCUGUCCCAGCAGCCUUCCCCGGGCGGCCUGUGGUCUCCACCGCGCCGCCUCGGUACCCCCCCCCCCCGGCUGGGAAGCCCCCGCCCAGCUGACGGGUGGGCCCAGGGCCACCCCUGAGAAGCCCGCGGAGGUGCCUGACGGAGGCGGCAUCGCGCACGCGAAACCUCCCAGAGAGCCUCCUUUCUGGCAAGCUGGAAGCGGCCCCUUCAUGACAUUUUCCGGGGAAGGGGCACGGGCGGGGUUUACGGCAGUGACGCUAUUGUGUGAUGACCUCAGCUCCCCCAAGGCCCCGAGCAGUGUCCACAGCUGGGCAGGGCCUGGAGCAAGGCCGUUGCGCCCGGCGGGGGAGGGGGCUGGCGUGCCCGAGCCGCGGGCUGGCAGGGGCAGAACCGCUAGGGUGCGGGGGCCGAGGAAGCCGUGGCCAGUGCCUGCUGCGGCCCUCACUCCUGGCUCCCCCAGAGUAGGGACAGAGGCCGCUAAGCUGGGGAAGCCUGCUGGGGCCACCCGCCGGGGCUGCCUACCUCUCUGUCCUGGUACUGCCCGGCAGCACCUUGCCCACUCCUUUCCGGUGGCCCCGAAGAUGGCCUGUCGCCUGGGGGCGCCCGCUGCACUGGCCGCACACUGCAGUCGAGGCCCGGCUCCUCUGUCAGGAAUUGGGUUUCAUCUUCCCUGCUGGAGUCUGGCCGCUCAGAGGGGUCAGACCAAGGAUGAAGCUCGGGCCCCGUGGUCUGGCUUCCCUGCUUCGGCCCCCAUCGCCCCUGCCGUUUACCGCGCACCCGCCCUGUGCCAGGCACUUUAGCCUUGCGAUCUCCUGUUAGCUUCGUAGCAGCCCUGAGAGACGGGUUCUCACCCCCAGUGUCCCCGUGCAGAUAAGUGGCAGAGCCGGGCUGUCUGACCCUCCGCGGUUCCCUCGCAGGCCACAGGGGGUGCUUCUGGGUGAGUCACCCCUGAGAUGCUGGCCCUGGUGAUGGCAUCAGGCCUGGAGCACAGAGAUCAGGAAGUGGGGGCAGGGAUGGGCACGGUUACAUCUUCAGAGGUGGCAGCCAGGGCCAUGGGUGAGGCCGGGUGUAAAGUGACCCCGGGGCAGCCCCUGGAAGCCCCAGAUGGCAGGCAGGCAGGCAGGCCAUGGCUGAUCCUAAGGUGGAAGGAGAAAGGCUGCCUGGGGGUGUUUGGAGGGAUUCCAGAGAUGCCCCCAGGGGCAGGGGGAAGACAGAACUGCCCUGGGAAGGGGUAUCUAAUCCAAGCCCCAGGCUGGGAGCGUAGGGACCACUCCACGCAGUUGGCCCUCCAACGCUACCCAGGGUUGUCCGAGUGCACUUAGUUGGCCCACAGGCCUGGAGAGGCCCUGCCCUGCCCAGUUACCCAGUGUCUAUUCAUACUGGCCCGGCUUCUCUGCCCUCCGCCCAGAAGGGCCACGGCAGCCUCACCACCUCCCACCUGAGUGGGCCCGAGUCUCAACCCCCAUCAUCAGGGGCCUGCACUGGUCGUCUCUGAGGCCCCUCAGGCGCUGGAGCCAGCGGCCUGCCAAGCAGCACUGCAUCUUGCUUUAAAUUCAACCAGCCUCCAGCCUCGCCCUCCUGCUCGCCACCCCGAGAGCAACGUAGCUUGGUCUCUAGGAAAUGUUAGGGAAUGCCAGGGUGACCAGAUCAUCCAGCGUGGGGUGAGGACGCUGUUGGGGUAUCAGUCCUUGCAGGCUGCCCUCCCCACUUCACGGAUCCAGCCAGAGCCAGCCCACUGCUCCUCUGAAUCCAGCCACCAAUUGGGGGUGAGGACCCAUCCUUGGGAAAGCACCCCUCUUCCUCCCCUCGCCCCCCCCUCCCCGGGAGGAGAUGGAAAUAGGAAUUGAGGUGCUCCGGCUUGUACAGUUAGGAAAGGAUAUAAAAUGGAACUAGAUUUUGAAGAGCGUAUUAACCAGAGUUGUGAUAUUGUAGGUGUUUGAAGAAAAACAUACCAGAAUAGUCUUUUUAGAAAAAAAAAAAAUUUCCAGGUUGCCCACUUUCUUACCUGCUGGGUGGUCUGGAGCCCCUGACAGCAGGGUCCCUGCGUUUCUGACACACAGUAAUGCUAUUGGGGCAGAGGGAAGUGGGGUGGAUGGGGGCCCGCCCCUGGACUCACCUACAGGCUGGGGCUUCUGUCCUGAGCCAGCAUCCUCAGGUCCUGGUCAGUGGGAGGCCCCUCGCGCCCGCCUGGCACUCUGCCUCCACAGUAGCUGCAGGAAAUGGGCACAGACUGGCUUGGGGUUGCCCCAGGUGGGAAUGAGACUGAAAUCAAGGAGACCCUGAGGGAUCGGGAGAUGGUUCCUUUAAGAAACUGAAAAAUGUUAGGGUUUCAAUGCUCAAAGGACGACUGGAGAGUGGACAAACCAGACCCAUGGAUGGGGUUACCGGGCCACGGUUUAUGGCCACAGCCAGGCCAUAUCCUAGGGGUAUCGGAAUGUGUGCUCGUGGGGCCUUGGCCCUGCCAGAACGAAGCCAGCCCCCCUCCCCAGGGCACCUCCCGUCCUCCCCCCGACUCCCUCCUACGUUCGGAGUUCUGUUCACUCAGAAUUGUACAUGUUUAGUUGUGACCGUGACAUAUUGUUUGGGUCGGUGUUCCUCUCCAAUGCAUACUAAUAUAUUAUGGUUAUUAUAUAUGAAUAUAUUUAAUGACAAGGAGAAAGUUGUGGAUUUUUUAAGUUUUUUUUUUUUCUUUUUUUUUUGGUUAGAGUUGUAAUGGACCCAGAUGGAACUUGUAACAUGGGCCCCACAUGAUAGAACUAAAUUCAGAUAUCAAUUAAAUAAACUCUUGUACACUG
Aethalodelphis obliquidens (Pacific white-sided dolphin) is the source of this 5473-nucleotide messenger RNA. It is a transcript of the gene NTN1, whose product is annotated as netrin 1. Gene Ontology annotation, cellular component: basement membrane. Gene Ontology annotation, molecular function: protein binding. Gene Ontology annotation, biological process: animal organ morphogenesis; tissue development; motor neuron axon guidance. The transcript has 7 exons. Bases 373 to 2187 code for a protein of 604 amino acids. The record is from RefSeq and is a predicted model, not a curated record. Lineage: Eukaryota; Metazoa; Chordata; Mammalia; Artiodactyla; Delphinidae.